AUGAACAAAAUGAGUGGACGUUACCCGUCCGAAAUUCCGUCCAUGAUGGACAACGUAUCCCUGUACCUCUUCUCUCAAAACCCGAGUAACUCUUCCCCAUCCUCUUCAUUCUCUCAACAUCCAAGCACCGUACUCAUCCGUCAUCUUUCUGCUACCGCCCCGUCUAUAAAUAUACCCCCGGCCGCGGGACCCGGACCCUGUUACCCACAUCAUCAGCAUGUCCGCACCGACCCGAUACCCGUUCUCUGCCAUCACAUAAACAGACACGGCGAUUGUGACGAUGAUGGCUAUCCAUCUUUGCCAGGGCUAGUUUGUUUUGCACGGGAAAGACUGGGCGUAAAUUCGCGAAUUGUUUUAAUGAACUACGAAACCGGUCCCAGUGUAAAGUGUGAAAUGUUAAAAAAAUCUAUCUAUCUAUCUAUCUAUCUAUCUAUCUAUCUUCUGUUCGUAUCUAUCUAUCUAUCUAUCUAUCUAUCUAUCUAUCUAUCUAUCUAUCUAUCUAUCUAUCUAUCAGUCUGUUCGUAUCUCUCUCUCUCUCUCUCUCUCUCUCUCUCUCUCUAUCUAUCUAUCUAUCUAUCUAUUUGA
Messenger RNA from Acanthosepion pharaonis, 585 nucleotides. NCBI's taxonomy places the organism in Eukaryota, Metazoa, Mollusca, Cephalopoda, Sepiida, Sepiidae. The record is from the annotation of a GenBank genome assembly.